This is a messenger RNA of Sorex fumeus (smoky shrew), 290 nucleotides long. RefSeq names its product hypoxia inducible lipid droplet associated (gene HILPDA). The transcript has a single exon. Gene Ontology annotation, biological process: positive regulation of cell population proliferation; positive regulation of lipid storage; autocrine signaling. The record is from RefSeq and is a predicted model, not a curated record. Gene Ontology annotation, cellular component: lipid droplet. Bases 10 to 204 code for a protein of 64 amino acids. Lineage: Eukaryota; Metazoa; Chordata; Mammalia; Eulipotyphla; Soricidae.
CCCUCCGCCAUGAAGAACUUGUUCAGCCUCUAUCUCCUGGGAGUCGUGCUCACCAUCCUCUCCCUCUUCAUUAGACUGAUGGAGUCACUAGGGGGCUUACUGGAGAGCCCAUCCCCGGAGAGCCCCUGGACCACCAGAGGGCAGCUAGCCAGCGCAGAGCCCGCCAAAGGCCUUCCAGACCACCCAUCCAGAGGGGUGCAGUAAGACCCCCUCCCCCGCACCCUGGCCUGAACGCUGGCAGCCAGAGGUGGGAUCAUCAUUAUCUGUGAACUGUGACCUGGUGUCCUUGA